AUGGGUGCAAUAUUGAAACAGACACAACCAGAUGCAAGAGAAAAACAAGUAGCGUAUUUUUCAAAAAAAUUGAAUGAAACACAAAAAAGAAAAAAAGCUAUAUAUUUAGAAUGUCUAGCGAUCAAAAAAGCGAUAAGAUAACGGGAUCACUGGUUGAUUGGAAGAAAAUUUGAUGUAUACUCAGAUCAUAAACCUCUUGAAAACCUAAACAUAACAGACGAAGAAUUAGGUGAUCUAACAUACUAUUUAUCUCAAUUUGAUUUCAGUAUUACAUACAUAUUAGGAAAACUCAACACUGAAGCAGACAGUCUUAGCAGAAACCCGGUAUUAGAAGCAAUAGAUAGUACUCAGGAAACAUUAAAGAUAGUUAAUACAAUAAAAAUUCAAGAAAUAAAAAAAGAUCAAAAUGAAAAUAUUACCCGAAAAGAACUUAAGGAAAAGACAAUAGACAAACACGUUAUAAUUUAUAAACAAAGUAAAAAUAAAAAGAAGAUAGUAUUAUCAGAAAAAUUGAGUAUUGAAUUAAUAAAAAAUACACACAGAGAUUGGUGUCAUAUUGGCAUAAACCAAAUGAUUAAUAGAAUAUGCCCAUAUUAUACCUCAAAAAGAUGAAUAAAAAACAUAAAUAAAAUAUGCAAGACAUGUGAUAUCUGUAAAAGAAAUAAAUCUAUAGGUCAAGCAAAAUAUGGAUUGAUGUCUCAGUUAGGACCAGCAACAAAGCCGUUUGAGAUAGUAUCGAUUGACACGAUCGGCGGAUUUGAUGGUCGAAGAUCAACGAAAAGAUACCUCCAUCUUUUGGUUGAUCACUAA
Molecule: messenger RNA, 810 nt
Organism: Cinara cedri
Lineage: Eukaryota; Metazoa; Arthropoda; Insecta; Hemiptera; Aphididae
Source: the annotation of a GenBank genome assembly